AUGAAAUUCUACUUAACAUUGAAAAAGCUUAUCAAUGUUUUGAUCGAGGACAUUCCAGUUGAUCCUUCUGGAUCAACUGAACAAACUAACAACAAACAAUUUAUGGAUUUAGAUGGAAUUGUUCAUUCAAAUGAAUUAGAUUCCACAACUGUGCAGACUAAAGCGAACAAUUUACUACCCAGGAAAGAAAUCUCCUUAUGGAAAGAGAAGGAUUAUUUUUUCAAAUAUCACAUUUUAAAUGGACUCAUUGAUGAUUUGUAUGAUUAUUAUAGUAACAAUGAAACCGCAAAACAAGUUUCAGAAGCUCUGAAUAAGAAGUAUGAUAUUGAAAAAGAUGGAUUAACGAAUCAUGUCGUUAGCCACUACCUCGAGUAUCAGAAUGUUGAUGAAAGUUUUGUGGAAGCUCAAUGUCAUGAACUUCAAAAGAUAGCUCACGAGAUCAUCAUUGAAGCAUGCCCUUAUCCCUUUGGCAAACCUCUAAAGAAUCAAAACUGCAAUGUUGUGAGUCAAAUUAAGAAUGAGAAUCCUUUAAGGGCCCCAAUUGCUCCAAUUGCUAGGCAUCAUCCACCUCCUCAAAGAAAUAAUGAUCCUAUUUUUACUUGCUUUACUUAUGGAAAAUCGGAUUAUAAGGCUAAGAUAUGCAAGAGCAGGCGUAAACCUGUUGUUGGCUCUAGUGCACAAGUUAACCUGACUAAUGAGCAAUUUAUUUAUACGAUCACUAAAAUCAACAUGGUUGGUAGAUUUGAUGGUUGGUGGAUAGACACUGGAAUAUGUCGUCAUGUCUCUUAUGAUCGUGCUAUAUUUAAAACAUACAUGAAUGCUGAAAAUAAGAAAGUGUUGUUGGGAGAUGCUCAUACCACUAAUGAUGCUGUUAUUGGAGAUGUGGAAAAUUGCAAAUUUAGCAUUGAACAGAUGAACCAAACAGCAUCACCAGAAACAAACUUGAUCAUCAAGAAAGUUCCCUAUGAAUUAAAAGUGAAAUAUGAAAAUGGAAUCAACAAACUUGUACUUAAUCUCCAUAUACCUCAGUUAGUAAAGUUUGAGCCAGAUAUUUCCAUUGUUUACAAUUUCUAUCAUUAA
This is a messenger RNA of Vicia villosa (hairy vetch), 1080 nucleotides long. RefSeq lists its product as uncharacterized. The transcript is spliced from 3 exons. The record is from RefSeq and is a predicted model, not a curated record. Bases 1 to 1080 code for a protein of 359 amino acids. Lineage: Eukaryota; Viridiplantae; Streptophyta; Magnoliopsida; Fabales; Fabaceae.